AUGACAGAAUCAAAUUCUAUAUUUAAGCAUGCUUAUAAGAAUAAUAUUAUAGAAGUUUCGGUGAGUGGUUCAUCUUCUCAAUACAUUAACGGAAGUAGACAAUUGACAAAACCUGAAUACGCCUUUGAUCAGAUUGAUAAAAAAUAUGAUUGGUGUUCCAACUGUGGUCGUACUCAAGAUGAUCAUCCAUGGGCUGUUUAUUCUAUCAAAAACAAAAACGUUAAAAUCAACGGCUAUUAUCUGAAGUCCGGAUGUUGCUAUGCCGACCAAGAAUGUUGUUGCUUUGAUGACAGAUAUUGCUGUGAGUGCUGUUUGUAUAGUUGGUCAUUACAGAUCUCAAAUGACAACAAAACAUGGAAAACAGUCCACAAAGUUGAGAAAGAUAUCGAAAUGAGUCGAUGCAAAGAAAAAACAUACAAAUUCAGUGAGACAUACAACACUAAAUAUGUUCGUCUCAUCCAAGAUGAAUCAUGUCCAGGAGAUCCUCCAUGCAUCGCAUUGAACAAAAUUGAACUUUUAGGUCAAAUAGAAAAUGAAGACGGAAUCAUUUUUGAUGACCAAGAAAACGAAGAAGAUGAUGUCAGCAUCAUCGGACAUAUAUCAAAGAAUAGAAUGAAUUAG
Trichomonas vaginalis G3 is the source of this 621-nucleotide messenger RNA. RefSeq lists its product as uncharacterized. The transcript has a single exon. NCBI's taxonomy places the organism in Eukaryota, Parabasalia, Trichomonadida, Trichomonadidae. The record is from RefSeq and is a predicted model, not a curated record. The coding region runs from base 1 to 621 and encodes 206 amino acids.